Myotis davidii is the source of this 732-nucleotide messenger RNA. RefSeq names its product hemicentin-1-like. The transcript has 4 exons. Gene Ontology annotation, molecular function: axon guidance receptor activity. The record is from RefSeq and is a predicted model, not a curated record. NCBI's taxonomy places the organism in Eukaryota, Metazoa, Chordata, Mammalia, Chiroptera, Vespertilionidae. Bases 1 to 732 code for a protein of 243 amino acids. Gene Ontology annotation, biological process: homophilic cell-cell adhesion; synapse organization. Gene Ontology annotation, cellular component: neuronal cell body; axon; plasma membrane.
AUGCUAACAUUAAUUUUAAUUGAAUCACAGCCCCUUAAAUCAGAUGAUCAUGUUAAUAUUGCUGCCAAUGGACACACGCUUCAAAUAAAGGAAGCUCAAAUAUCAGACACUGGACGAUAUACUUGCGUGGCAUCUAAUAUUGCAGGUGAAGAUGAGCUGGAUUUUGAUGUGAAUAUACAAGUUCCUCCAAGUUUUCAGAAACUCUGGGAAAUGGGAAACAUGCUGGAUACCGGCAGGAGUGGAGAAGCCAAGGAUGUGAUCAUCAACAACCCCCUUUCUCUCUACUGUGAGACAAACGCUGCCCCUCCUCCUACGCUGACGUGGUACAAAGACGGCCGUCCUCUGGCCUCGAGUGAUAGAGUAUUGAUUUUACCAGGUGGGAGAGUGCUGCAGAUUCCCCGGGCUAAGGUAGAGGAUGCCGGGAGAUACACGUGUGUGGCUGUGAAUGAGGCUGGAGAAGAUUCCCUUCAGUAUGACGUCCGGGUCCUCUUGCCGCCGGUUAUCAAGGAAGCAAACAGUGAUCUCCCUGAGGAGGUCACCGUGCUGGUGAGCAAGAGCGUGCGGAUGGAGUGCUUGUCGGGCGGCAGCCCCGUACCGAGGAAUUCCUGGCAGAAAGACGGUCAGCCCUUGCUGGAAGAUGAGCAUCAUAAAUUUCUGUCCAAUGGAAGAAUUCUGCAGGUAAAAGUAAAAACAUCUGACUUUAAAAUACCCGCUAGACUUUGUAUUUUAUAA